AUGUCCCAUUUCCAAUGUAAAAGCACUAGCCAGGGCAAGGAUAUGGUCAUUUCAAGGAUAGCAAAGAUCACCAUCUGCUGUGCAGUGGAGUAUUGCGUACCAAGGAAAAUGGGGCGAGAAGGGGCGAUGACAGAUCGACUGCGGCCGAUUGGACAAAAUGAUGGCACUUGCACAUUCCCUUCAACAGGCUUGGUCUGGAAUAGAGCUAGAGCAGGGGAGGGGGGGCGUGCAAUUGCUUCUGAAAAUGAUCAAGAAACGGAGAGGGGUCCCGACGAACAGCUAAACUCGACCCAGUUUGGUAUAUGUGCGAACCUGCGUCUAUGUGGAACCAGGGUGUGGUUCGAUGUCUACGUUGUAGUCAAGGCCACCCCACGCUAG
Pyricularia pennisetigena is the source of this 378-nucleotide messenger RNA. RefSeq lists its product as uncharacterized. The transcript is spliced from 3 exons. The record is from RefSeq and is a predicted model, not a curated record. Lineage: Eukaryota; Fungi; Ascomycota; Sordariomycetes; Magnaporthales; Pyriculariaceae. The coding region runs from base 1 to 378 and encodes 125 amino acids.